GGGAGAGGCAGGGGGCGUUCCCGUCGCCUUCGUUCCUCAUCGGCGUGAGAACCACAACAAAGCGGCGACGACGCAGCGGAUGGCAAGCGAGCCUGAAUAAAACGCGAAGCAGACAGCUACAGCCAUGGGCAAGUCCCAGUCACACUUGGCCAAGCAAAAAGACGAGAGCCAGGACGCGCUGACGGCUGCUGGCGAGUACAGAGAUGGUCAGGCAGAAGAGGAGGGAAAGAAUGGAGAUGUAUCUGAGUUCCCCUACGUGGAGUUCACCGGACGGGACAGCAUAACAUGCCCCACGUGUCAGGGCACCGGGAGAAUCCCACGGGGUCAAGAGAAUCAGCUUGUGGCUCUGAUUCCGUACAGCGACCAAAGGCUCAGGCCAAGCAGGACAAAACUCUAUGUCACGAUAUCAGUGGCUCUUUGCCUGCUGCUUUCUGGCCUGGCUGUUUUCUUCCUGUUCCCUCGCUCCAUUGACGUCUCCUAUGUGGGAGUGAAGUCUGCCUACGUCUCCUACGAUCUGGACAAACGAAUUGUCUAUCUCAACAUUACAAACACUCUGAACAUCACCAAUAAUAACUACUACGCCAUAUCUGUGACCAAUAUCACAGCACAAGUGCAGUUCUCCAAGACAGUGAUAGGCAAGGCCAAGUUUAACAACAGCACAGUGAUCAUACCACUGGAUGAACAGCAGAUUGACUACACAGUUCCCACCACCAUUGCUGAUGAGAUGAGUUAUAUGUUCGACUACUGCACUCUGCCAACCAUUAAAGUUCACAACAUAGUGGUCAUGAUGCAGGUGAUGGUGACAACAUCGUACUUCGGACACGCGGAGCAGGUCUCCCAGGAGAUGUACCAGUAUGUGGACUGUGGGGGGAACACCACCUCCUUGCAUGGGCACGUGCAGGUCUACCAGUAAGACCCAGGGCAUCAGAUACUGCUGUAACUGAGGUUCUCAACAGAGGUUGACUGGGCUGACUUCCAUGUAGGAAAUCUCUGCUCACUGACAAUGGAAUAAUGGACAGGGACAUAUAAUUUCUUAAAUUAGUCACAGUGGCUCAUCCAUUUUCAUAAUUCCUCGACCAAUUUUUUCCCCCAUUUACAGGCCAGACAUGACAUUAAAAAGUUGUAUUCUGCAAUAAAUACCUCCAAAUGACGGUUGGUUACUUGUCAAACAGGCUGUCAAGUUCUGCCACAGCCAAAAUUUUUGCCUCAAUGUUUGUAGUCAUUUCCUACCCUAUUGCCAAAAAAUAAACGGAUAUACUUUAAUAUUCAAGUUAUUGGAAGGCAUUCCUUUAAUGUUUACACUGUCACUCCUGAACCAUUCAAUGAUUGGAAGCAGUAGUUUCAGAUAUGAUGCACUUUAGCCUGGUCCUUAUCUACAGAGAGUACUAAGAAUGCUGUAACUGCUGCCCCCCCCCCACUAUUCUAUACCACUUUUAAGUACUUUAAAUGAAAAUUCAACAACUACGUUGUGAGAGGUACUUCAUUUUUUUUUUUUUUUUAUAAAAACACAGUGAAAACCACUGAGCAGUUCCUAACCAUUUCUUUCUGCACCAGUUUCAUUCCUACUUUAUUUUGUUUCAUAAAACAUAGUUCUUGAUAUUAUAUAGUUCAAUAUGUAUGAUGUAUUAUCUUACGUCUUUUUUGUUUGGUCCAAAGUUCUUUUUUCUCAGCUUGAGUAAAGGGUGGUAGUAUCAUUCUUUUCUUAUCAUUCACUUGGGUGAUUUAAAAGCAAAUGUGACUACUGUGAAGACUAUGACAUCAGCAUAUUUUUAAUGAAUAACUGAAACCAUUUUUUUGCCAUUUAAGAAGAAAAAAUAACUUUUUAAAAGGGAUAAUAUUUUCAAUUUCAUAGCAAAUGUGGGCUAUUACAGUGGGUUAUUAAAUACAGGAAUGUGUAAAUAAAAAAUAUGUACCUUCCUUCUGGUUUGCUUCAAAACACAUUAUAUCAAGAAUAAUGUCUGGUUUGGAAGUAACUUUUUCCCAUUAAUGAGAUUGUCCUAUUUUGUGGGUUAUAGGGAUAUUUGUUAUAUUAAUCCACUCGGCGUCUUUAACUUGUAUUUUGAGUUUUCUGUUAAGUUUUGAAAUGAUAAUGACUUCUGUCAGUUUUAUCACAUGGAAUCAUUUUGGAUUGACGGAUGAUUUCCAGAAGUGAAACACGAUGUGUAUUUGAAUGCUUUGAAAAUAUUUUACAGUUUUACAGCAGCACAGAUUGUAGAAGUUACUAAAUUACUUUUUUCUGAUAGUAGAUGCUCAUAACACAUAAAUGCCCUAUACUUGAAUUAUUUCAAAGUUCUGAUCAUUUCUGAUCUGAGUUAUUUUGUGAUCUCCCAGUAAAUACAAUUUCUAAACUGUAACCCUA
Xiphias gladius (swordfish) is the source of this 2359-nucleotide messenger RNA. It is a transcript of the gene tmem106ba, whose product is annotated as transmembrane protein 106Ba. The coding region runs from base 125 to 913 and encodes 262 amino acids. The record is from RefSeq and is a predicted model, not a curated record. Lineage: Eukaryota; Metazoa; Chordata; Actinopteri; Istiophoriformes; Xiphiidae. The transcript has 8 exons.